Frieseomelitta varia is the source of this 3245-nucleotide messenger RNA. Its product is annotated as ethanolaminephosphotransferase 1-like. Gene Ontology annotation, molecular function: ethanolaminephosphotransferase activity. The record is from RefSeq and is a predicted model, not a curated record. Gene Ontology annotation, cellular component: endoplasmic reticulum membrane; Golgi apparatus. NCBI's taxonomy places the organism in Eukaryota, Metazoa, Arthropoda, Insecta, Hymenoptera, Apidae. The coding region runs from base 697 to 1872 and encodes 391 amino acids. Gene Ontology annotation, biological process: phosphatidylethanolamine biosynthetic process. The transcript has 8 exons.
CGCUGCGAUUUACUUCGAAGAGAUCUCCCCAUUCGAUUUAGCAAUCUGUUAAGAUAAGGUGUCAUCAUUCACAUAAGGGCAAUAUUACUAUAAAUAAACUAACGCUCAACUGAGCUUACGCACUACAAGCACGUGUAUUCUGCUUAGAAAAAUACGAAUUUUAGAUGCACAUUCAUAAUUCUUUCUGGUGUCACGUGCACGCAAGCAAAAGUUCGAAUACGAUCAAAUUGUGCUCACAAACAGUGAACACGAGGGAAGGGAACAAAUUUUUGAGAAAAAAAAGUACAAUUUUAGCUCAGAAUCACUAACAAACUCAGAUUCAUCAAAUAGAAGCUGAUAGUGGUCGAUUCUUGCCACAGACAUUUGGCUAACUUAAAAAGAGGGGAGGCGCGAUUAUUGAAGCGACACUCCUUUUAGAGAUAUAUAUCUCCUAUAGCAAGCUGCGCUGCUUAACCCGAGCUGCAGUGACCGUGGAAAAUAUUGAACUAGUAUUUGAAUGACGCUCACUGCGGGGAUGCGGCACCAAAUCAAGCCAUUAUCUUCUGCAUCGUGGUCGCCGGUCGUAGAGAGAGACAUUGAAUCGGAAUUGGAAUGAGAUAGUGAAGUUAGUACGCGCAAGACCCGCAGCGUCGUUAGACGCCGAGACGUCGGGGACGUCACACUAACGUAGCGGUUAGACUCGUCAUCCGCAGCACCAUGUAUCAAAAAUUGAGCUUCGAGGUCGAGUAUCUCACUGAACAACAUCUAACCGGCUUCGAGAGCUAUAAAUACAGUUCAGUGGAUACAAACCCUCUCAGUGUAUAUGUUAUGCAUCCAUUUUGGAACAAAGUGGUUCAGUACUGUCCAAAAUGGGUUGCUCCGAAUGUAUUAACUUUCUUUGGAUUCCUCUUUACUGUCUUCAACUUCACAUUGUUUGCGUUUUAUGAUUACUAUUUGUAUGCAUCGAGCGAUGAUAAACCACAGUAUCCACCUAUACCAAGAUGGGUCUUUGCCUUGGGUGUAUUUAACGUAUUUAUGGCAUAUACCCUUGAUGGUAUUGAUGGAAAACAAGCACGACGUACUCAAACAUCAGGGCCCUUAGGAGAAUUAUUUGAUCAUGGACUAGACAGUUGGACAACAAUGCUCAUUAGUGUCUGUAUGUUUUCUGUGUUUGGUCGAACGGAUCAUAGCGUGUCUCCAUUAAGAAUGUACUUUAUUUUAUGGAACGUGUUUAUUAGUUUCUACUUGACUCACUGGGAAAAGUAUAACACAGGGGUAUUAUUUCUUCCUUGGGGAUAUGAUCUAUCUAUGGUAGGCACUAUUGUUGUCUUUAUCAUAUCUAGUAUAGGCGGACAUAAAGCAUGGAAAUUUGUAUUCCCCGGCGGUAUACCUGUUGGUGUAAUAUUUGAAAUAUUGCUUUAUGUUACUGCAAUUGUAUCUAGUUUACCGGUGGUUCUCUGGAAUAUAUACAAAUCGUAUAGGGACAAGACUGGUAAAAUGCGUACGUUCCUAGAUGCCAUAAGACCUCUGUUACCUCUAGCGGUACUCUUCGCGAUUUCAACAAUUUGGGUAGUUCAUUCGCCUAGCAACAUCAUCGAGAAAGAUCCUAGAAUAGUUUUCUUAGCAAUUGGAACUAUCUUUUCGAAUAUCUGUUGUCGUUUAAUUGUUUCACAAAUGAGCAACACUAGAUGUGAACUAUUACCAUGGAUAUUACUACCCGUCGCGGUUAUAGCCAUUUUCUCAUUUAUCUUGCCUAGUGUAGAUCUGAUAUUUACGUAUAUCCUUGCCAUCGUAGCUUUACUGGCCCACAUUCACUAUGGAACAUGUGUGGUACGUCAAAUGUGUCGUCAUUUUCGUAUUCACACGUUCCGUAUCAAAGAUCGUGCAGACUGACUACUUGCCGACGAUACAUGUUAAAAACGAAGAAAUACGAACAAACAGUCGGGAAGAGCUACGAACGAGUGAGAAUAGAUCAGACAGACAGACAGUAAAAAAAUUUCAGGAUCACCAUUGAUUAUAAAAAGAAAGAAUGUUUGGGCUAUGAAAACGUAAAUGCUGGACAGUAGAUAAUAACAGUUUUAUUCGAGCAUAUAAUCAGCGAUCAUCACAUACCCAGAGAGAGAAAGUACCUGCUAAGUAACGUUCUCUAUUUAUUUUGCAAAGACAAAAGCAUUUCAUGUUGCUGUGAUAUAGUUAAAGACCUACAGUCUUGCUUUGCGUAUAUGUAAAUGUGAAAUAAGUUCGCAUCAUUCUUUCUACCUUGACUUUUUUUUUGUAUUCUGUUCGUAACCCUGACUGUGCGUAGAAUAUUUAUUUUCGAGUAUACGCGAGGCUUCUAGCUGUUGCGCAUUGAAUUUUUCGUUUUUAACGUGUAUUGUCUGAGAAACGAGAUUACAAAUCUAACUUGCUUAGUUUUCUCACGAGACGAAAUGUUCUCUUUUUCUUUGGUGCCGAGUUUCUUUGAAAUCUAUCGAAGCCUAUACGGUGACUUUUCUUUCGUUUCGAGUGAUUGCUGGAGAAAAAGAUUUUCGCUGUGCGUGAAAAUUCUAAGCAAGCUGGUGUAUAAUGAAUUUUGAUACGGAUAAAGAAGGAAAUAUGUAAUGCCGGAGAGGGCAUAUUUGUAAUAAGAUACGUGCAAGAGACAUUAUUUAUUUUCCGUGAGGAUGCAUGUGUAUAUUAUAUUAUAUUUAUAGUGAUCAGCUCGACUUGAAGGAUUUUUGCAAAUAGUAUUGUGUAUAAUAUACUUCGAGCUAGACUAAACAAGUCAAUCAAUUAAAGAAAUUAGCUAAUAACAGAGAAACUUUAUGUUUCUAUCAUGGAACGAAAAUUAUUUAGUCAAAAGAUACGAGAAAUCGAUAGAUAUUUAAUUCUUCUUCUUUUAUAAGAUAUGAUAUUUUAUUAUCGUAUACUUAAGUUUUCAACGUGGGAAAAAUGUAUGACGUCAGUCAGAGAUUAGAAAUCAUGUAAUGAUUAAUUUUUUUUUUCUUCAUAAUUAACAUCGAUCGGUCAUUACAAUGUUUGCAUAAAAGACGUGUCAUCGAUGACAAUAGUAAAUGGUGUAGAACGUUCGUGAAACGAUUGUAAGAUAAGGAACGAUAGAUGCUGGUAUCCAUUAAUUCCCACGUUGUGCGAAUAAAAUAUAAGUCAAUGUAGAAUAAAUCAACGUAUUAAAACGUGUAUUGCCAUAGGUUUCCGAUAAUUCUGUGCAUUGAAACUCCAUUAUUAUACGUUUUAAGUGAAAAUAUAUUGAAGUUAAAUUUUUUUUU